AAACUAGUUCAUUUUAUAGUUAGUAAAUGGGUAGAACAAACAAUUAGAGCGGUUGAGGAGAUAGGAGAUCAUUCAGAAAUGGAGACUUGAAGUGAUAGCUCAUAGCAUUGUUUUUCUUCAUUGUAUUCCAAUUUUGAGUAAAUAAAUUUCUGAGAGAAUGGACAUAUUUGCUGCACAUAUUUGCUGUACCCCUUCUUGCGACAAGAAGAUAUGUGCAGCAAGGAAAUUUAAGUACUUGGGUCGUCAGAUUAGCGAACUUGUCGGCGAGAGGCAACAUCUUAACAUUAAAAUUGAUGUCAUAAGUAAAGACUUGGCCCGGCUUGAGGAUGGGGACCGACUGACGAACCUUCUUUUAUCUCAAGAUCCUGCACUCGCAUUCCUCAAUCUUGAUCUCGACUUGGACCCUGAGAAGGUCAAGGCUCAAAUGGCAUUGUUCAAAGUAAUGGUUGCCGAACACAAGGACAAAUUUGAGAAUGGUGUCCCCAUAGGACCUUUCUUUUCCAGUUUUACUGUCAAGGGCGAUCUCUGGUGCAAUCUUAUCGAGAAAAUCCUUUCCCCAUACUUGUUCACGUUUGUGGUGGACAGUUUCAAGGACAGGGUUACUCUUAGCGAACUUUUUGCCGAAUUCAGAGGCCCUGUCGACUCGGGGGUUUGGUAUGCACAAGCUGCAACGAAUAUCAGAAUUGUCAUUGUCCCCUUUUCGGAAACCUAUACUCCACCUGAACGACCCCCACUCAUGGAUAAAUUCACCCUUAACUGCACGUAUUUGUUGGAGACACUUAAAUUCAACGAAGAGUCAGAGGCGAACCUGUGGAAAUCAGCCAUCGGAAACAAAAGCAAUAUGGAAAACAUUUAUCUCUUUCAAAAUGAACAUGACGCCUUCAUCUUUAUGCAUGCUCAAUCCAGCCGUCCUCCAACCUCUAAAGCGUUGGCAUACAGCUUGGACGGAUAUAAAAUAUUUCCCUUUCCUGAAUUUAAAACUGCAGCUAUUCGAAUUCCGAAGCAAGCCUCGUUCCUCGAGGUUGAUCGGGGUGGCGAUAUAACUGCACAUCCUCUCAGAUUUCUAAAAGCCACAUUGGAUGAUCUCAUCGAAACCAGGAAACUUUACGACCUCGCCAUCAACGAAGCACGAGACCUUCAACUCGCUGCAUUGGACGAUUUGGAAUUUUUAAAGCAGCUCGAUCGUAAAAAUCGUACCCGCAAACAAGCCGCUGACCAAAAUAUUACCCAUUGUUCUCAGAAAGAAGGUGUCGAUAUCGCAGCAGAAAACACAUUCCAGACGACAUAUUUGUAAUCCGGUCAUUAAUUUAAUGAUGUCUAGUCACAAUUAAAUUUUUAGUCUACAAGCUCAAAAGCAACAUUUAAAUGAAGAAUGAAUUGUCAAUUUUGCAAUAAUAAAUAAGUAAAUUAAAAAUCA
This is a messenger RNA of Folsomia candida, 1417 nucleotides long. RefSeq lists its product as uncharacterized. Lineage: Eukaryota; Metazoa; Arthropoda; Collembola; Entomobryomorpha; Isotomidae. Bases 158 to 1294 code for a protein of 378 amino acids. The record is from RefSeq and is a predicted model, not a curated record. The transcript is spliced from 6 exons.